Pantherophis guttatus is the source of this 2310-nucleotide messenger RNA. The record is from RefSeq and is a predicted model, not a curated record. Lineage: Eukaryota; Metazoa; Chordata; Lepidosauria; Squamata; Colubridae.
AAUCUUUCUUUCAGGAGAAUAUAAGAGUUGGGCUGGCCAAACUACUGGCCCCUUGAAUCAGUACAGUAUCCUCUGACCAGAUACCAUUUGAAGGUCACAAGCGGGGCCUCUGGGCCACCAUCAUCUCCAGCCAAAAAGUAACAUUUACAGUACACGGAGCACUUUCACAUUUGAUGGCCAUGUUCUCUAAGAAUGUCUCUGCUCUGCCUUGAAGGAGCGUACCAAUUAUCUUGGGGCAGGGUGGGAAGAAGGAAGAAAGUUUUAAAAAUAAGGUCAAAAUACCAUCUUGGUGAACAAUUUAGGACUUAAAGAAAGAGCAGUGGUAGCUUUUACUGACAGGCAUUUAGUCUGUUCUUGGUCUAUGGGAUAGUGUACAUUUUUUAAUAUUUUACAGUUUUAAUAUACUACAUCCUGGAAAUCCAAAGUUCUUGUGGCCUCUUUUGAAUGUACAGUGCAGUAAAAAAAAGAAAAAACCCACUAGAGGCCCUCAAUUUGAUCUCUCUAUCCAAAAGGGGAGCACUGUGAGAUUUGCAAGAUUGGAAUAAAACCAAAUUGUGGUGUGGUAUGAACUUCUAUUUGUCCUGUCACAAGUUAUAACAUAACUUCUAUCUAUUCCCAGUUUUUUUUUCUACAUCAUAAUUAAAUGAUGGUGGAGCAAUUCUUGGGAACCUGGAAACUAAUCUUGAGUGAAAACUUUGAUGAAUACAUGAAGGAACUGGGAAUAAACUUUGCCCAAAGACAACUGGGUUCUCUAGCCAAACCCAAAGUAAUCAUCACUAUGGGCAAAGAUGUUAUCACCAUCAGAACAGAAACUAUCUUUACAGUUAAUGAGAUCUCCUUCCAACUGGACCAAGAGUUUGAGGAAAGAACAAUAGAUAACAGGCUGGCCAAGAGCAUUGUAACAAAGGAUAAUGAUACCCUCAUUCAUAUACAGAAGUGGAAUGGCAACCACACUACUAUCAAAAGAAAAAUAGUAGACGGAAAUAUGGUGUUGGAAUACAUCUUCAAUGAUGUCAUUUCUACCAGGGUCUACAAAAGAGUAUAAGACAAUUCUUUCCCAGGUUACAUUUUCCUGUUUCUUAUUCAAGUGAUGUCAAUGUUAAUUAUGGUGCUUGUAUGCAGAAAGAAUUCCAUACUGAAAUAAGAUUGAAGAGAAAUAAGUCCAACAUCUUAAUCACAAUGUUAUUUGUCAUAGGAUUACUAUUUUCUCAAUGAUCAUAGUUGCUGAACUGAUUCUGAUAGUCUUCUUAAACCAUCCGCAUUGGGAUCCACUAUGCAAGUUAAAAUCAAACCAAUACAGAAUAAAGUAAAACUGUUGGGGUUUUUUUAGCUGAAAAUUAAGGCUCUAUACUAACGUAUAGAGUAACGUAUAUUACUAUACGUUAGAAUCACGCCAGUCUUUGAAGUUUCAUUACACUGCUGAUUCAGGUGUGAUACUAACGUAGAAAUAGAAUGGAAAGAUCAUCAUGAGAAGCCAUGCAUCAGUGAUUGCACAAAAACUUUACUGAAUAGAUCAGAUAGAGUGUGACACACACACGUUUUUAUAUUUUUUAAAAAAUUGAACUUGACAAUAAAUUCUCCAUUUUGAAAUUCAGUUAAGCAUUCUGAUAAAACUACACAACAUGGUAUGUGGAAUUUGAGAAUCUAUCUGGGGAUUAGGAAACUUUUGGGACCAAAGCACUGUUGUUGUUAUACUGCAAAAGUGGAAACCUGUUUGUGACUCCCCAGAAUUCUAAUUGCCCCAUAAUUUAUUGCAUGAUUUUUCCAUAAUUUUGUGGCAUGAAAUAUACAGAGACUGUUAUGUAAGUCCCCUAAGUGGGGAAAAAAUCUAAUCUCGUAAAACUAGGAAAAAAGAUCUUGCUCUAUCUACUUUAUAAUUGUUCUGCUAGUUACAGCCCCCGACAUCUCACAAUCAACCAGAAGUGGCAGAUAUUUCAGUUUAGUCUAUCCAAAAUCAUAAAAUAGCUAGGCAAGACAGAAGCCAUCAUUGUCAGUUGAGAAGAAUAGCAAACUGAAAAGCAGAAGACUCCUUCAGUGUAUUAUAAAUAGGACAACUGUAUUCAUCAGGAAAGCAAAGAGAAGUAUUUGAAAUGAGUGAAAUGAGUCCCUCUACUGGCAGAUUUAAGUAGGAGUAGCUGGUCCAGUUUCAUGCAUUUUGGGGAACCAAUUUAAUAAAUCAAAGAAAACGUAUUUUUCAAAUAAAAUAAGGAGAGCUAUCCAUUUCUUCCUUUUUUCCUUUCUCAUUCUUGUCUUGCCAUUUUGUAAAUCUUUUUUUUUAUUGUCUGUAAACUUAAUACUUUUUUAAAAAAA